AUGGAUUUUCAAAAUCGUGCAGGUGGAAAAACUGGAGGCGGUGGAGUAGCAUCCUGGUCUGACGCAAAUGUUGAUCGACGUGAAAGAUUACGCCAGUUGGCAUUAGAAACAAUUGAUCUACAAAAGGAUCCAUAUUUUAUGAAAAAUCAUCUGGGUGGUUAUGAAUGCAAACUUUGCUUGACAUUACACAACAAUGAGGGUUCUUACUUAGCACAUACACAAGGCAAAAAGCAUCAAUCGAAUUUGGCUCGACGAGCUGCAAAAGAAGCAACCGACCAGCCAUACAUGCCUUUACCACAACAGGUCAAAGUGGAACCAAAGAAAUUUGUCAAAAUUGGCAGGCCUGGUUACAAGGUAACAAAAGAGCGAGAUCCCGCAACGGGCCAGCAAGCUUUGUUGUUCCAAAUUGAUUAUCCUGAAAUUACCGAAGGUGUCACUCCUAGACAUCGGUUUAUGUCAGCUUACGAACAAAAGGUGCAGCCACCUGACAAACGAUGGCAGUACAUUCUUUUUGCUGCUGAACCAUACGAGACGAUUGCUUUCAAGAUACCAUCGAGAGAAGUAGACAAAGCGGAGGACAAGUUUUGGACUUUGUGGAAUAAAGAUACUAAACAAUUUUUUAUGCAGUUCGCAUUUCGCUUUGAUCGGAUGUCACAGCACGAUGAAGCUCCACCUCCUCCCCCGUCUGCAGCUGCCGCUAUGAUACGACCAUCACCGGUGCCGCCGCCUAUCUCAGUUUUCAUUUCUGUGUUAUAUCAUGAUAAGAUCAUUCCUGAAAAGAUAGGAUGCUCUUUGAACGUGGUUUCACAUUUAGUGGUUUCAUAUUUAAUAAAGAUCCGUUGGAAAUGUGUCAUUUUUGAGGGACGAGCGAGCCGUCCUUACUAUCGUGCUGUGGAUUCGGCAGAUUUUCAGCAUAUGGCUAUUGGUACUGAUACGUCAGUGCCAUUUUCACUGGGAAAUAUCUUUAAUAGUCCUCUUGGUCUGAAGAAUUCAACAUUAGCAAUCUAUUUCAAAAAAAGAGAGGAUUCGUUCCAGAUCAGUAAUUUCACGUUGGCAGUGAACUUCGAACAAAAACUGAAUGCGACAGAAUCACAUCACAUGUAUUUGAUGGAUGAGCAUGCGGAGCAUGACGUAACUUCCAGCGGUAGCGAAGCAUACAAGUGUUCUGAAGCAAUUCUUAGCUUCAGAGGAGGUUCUACAAUAAAUCUUCAUAAUAUACGGCUCAUUGCUUAUGUUCAUCUCAAUACUACGGAAUUUUCCGAAAACCAAGAAUAUGGCAUUUGUCAAUUGGAUGUUCGUACCUCCGAUUUGGUACCAAUCGUUGUUGGAGUAUGCCUUGCAGCAUUGGUGAUCAUUGUUUUAAUUGCAUAUUUGGUUGGCCGUGCUCGAGCGAAACGUCAGGGUUAUGCGAUGAUCCCAUACAGGGUACAAGCAGCUGAAGCGUUUUUAAGGAAGUGUCGAUUCUGUUUAUUUCUGGAUUCGGUCAAGGCUUCAGGAUGUACGCAAGUGGACACACAUGUAAGUGUGAAUGAGCGAGACGUGAUUCGUUUUGAAACUGGACAUAUAGCCCGAUUAGCUGAUGGUGCUGCUGUUGUUUCGCAAGGUGACACUUCUGUACUAGCUACUGUGGUCGGAAGACAAAACUCAGUUAGCGAUAUAGCAGAUUUUAUGCCUCUGACGGUUGACUUUCAACAGAGCGCAUCUGCUGUUGGUCGUAUUCCUACAAAUUAUUUACGAAAGGAGUUGCAGCGAAAUGAUGCUGACAUUCUCGCAUCUAGAAUGAUUGAUCGAUCAAUCAGACCUUUGUUUCCAAAAGAUUAUUCCGGCGAAACUCAGAUAAUAUGUAAACCUCUUGCGGUAGACGAUGAUGGAGAUCCAGUAAUUCUAGGGUUAAAUGCAGCUUCGGCAGCGCUAACUGUAUCAGAUGUACCGUGGGAAGGACCGCUAGGAGCUGUUAGAGUGGCUCUUAUUGAUAAUGAGAUUGUUAUUAACCCAAGUCGAAAAAACAUGAAAAGCUCUUCACUGGAUCUAGUUAUUGCUGGUUGCGACGAUGGGAAACGAAUAUUAAUGAUAGAUAUGGAUGGCUGCGAAAUUGAAGCAACAAAGUUUUCGGAGUGUGUUAGAACUGGUCUUGAAGCCAUUUCUCAUUUAAUUCACGCCAUUAAUAAAAUGAGGGAUUCAUGCGGUCGUCAAAAACGGCAGAAUAUUGAUGGAGAGAUUGAUAGUGAUAUGAUGGCAUUAAUGAAAGAAAUGCAAGUCUUAUGUGGCGAUCAGUUAUAUGAUAUUUUAACGGAUAUAAAGCAUGACAAGCUUUCACGAGAUCGAGCUAUUUCUGCACUUAGUGAUCAUAUGCUUGAAAAGCUCAAAGAAAGGAGCUGUUCGCAGAAGCUUCGUCAUACCUUUAAGAAUCUCCUUAGAAAGUCACUGAGAGAAGCGUUUUUCAAAAGUGAAAGGCGGUGCGAUGGGCGAAAAUCUGAUGAACUUCGUCCAGUGGAUAUAACAAUGGAUGUCCAUAAAAAAUUGCAUGGAUCGGCAUUGUUCCAGCGCGGUCAGACCCAGGUAUUUGGUACAGUGACCUUUGAUGCUCCAUCAGCUGCAUUUCAACCAGAUGCGCUGUCACAACUACUUGGUGCGCAACAGAGAAAAAUGUUCAUGUUGCAUUAUCAAUUCCCAUCUUUUGCUACUACUGCUAUUUCUUCCUCCGCACGAACUUCACGCAGAGAGCUAGGACAUAGUGCUCUCGCUGAGAAAGCUCUGAAAAGGCUUAUUCCAGACGACUUCCCUUAUUGCUUAAGGCUUGCCUGUGAUGUCCUCGAAUCAAAUGGUUCAUCUUCGAUGGCAUCAGUUUGUGUCGGUAGUUUAGCGCUUCUUGAUGCAGGAGUACAAAUAAGGGAACCCGCAGCCGGUAUAGCUAUGGGUUUGAUUAUUGAUGAAGAACGAAAUAAUUAUUGUAUUCUGACCGAUAUUAAUGGUCUAGAAGAUUUUGCUGGAACAGUUCGCGGUUAUACGGCGAUGCAACUGGAUUUGAAAGUGCCAGGCAUAAAGCCAGAAAUGCUUAUGGAGUCUUUAGAACGAGCAAGAGAUGGACUAGAACAUCUUUUGCAGCUAAUGAGCAAGGCACAACCUCGAUGGAGAAAUCAUUUUAAAAAUACGGUUCCGGUUCAUGAGACGAUACCUGUUGCAGUCUAUAAACGCCACAUCAUAUUUCGUAGUGGAGGCUAUAAUGCUAAGCUGAUUGAAUCAGAAACCGGUGCUAAGAUAAGCAUAGAAGAUGAUUCAAACAUAUCUAUCUUUGCACCUAACAAGGUAAAGCUGGAAGAAGCAAAAGUGAUGCUGAAUAAAAUAUUCGAGAGUGAAAGCGAAAUAGAACUGGUAUUUGGUGCAAUGUACAAGGCGGAAAUAAUAGACAUAUUAGAACAUGGCGUGUUGGUAACACUUUACAAGGGCAUGAAACCUAUUUUGCUGAAAAACAGCAAUUUGGAUACGAGGAACGUAGCUCAUCCCAAAGUACUUGGUUUCAAGAUUGGUCAAAAAAUAAUUGUUCAGUAUCUAGGACGAGAUCCAAACACUGGGUAUCACAGAAUAUCAAGGAAAACGUUGCAGUCUGCUUCCUUACCUGUUCAAAAUGCGCACCAUGACACUUAG
Molecule: messenger RNA, 3645 nt
Organism: Acanthocheilonema viteae
Lineage: Eukaryota; Metazoa; Nematoda; Chromadorea; Rhabditida; Onchocercidae
Source: the annotation of a GenBank genome assembly